Messenger RNA from Neoarius graeffei (lesser salmon catfish), 1998 nucleotides. RefSeq names its product leucine-rich repeat, immunoglobulin-like domain and transmembrane domain-containing protein 1. Lineage: Eukaryota; Metazoa; Chordata; Actinopteri; Siluriformes; Ariidae. The record is from RefSeq and is a predicted model, not a curated record. Gene Ontology annotation, cellular component: endoplasmic reticulum membrane. The transcript has 5 exons. Gene Ontology annotation, molecular function: protein binding. The coding region runs from base 1 to 1998 and encodes 665 amino acids.
AUGGUAGGUCUUGGUUUAGAAAAUGCUCCAAGAGGAAACCGCUUCAAGUUUAGAAACUCAUCAACUGAUUCAGACCAGAGCAAUGCCUUUUUCAGUGGACUUCCUGUCCUCAGCAGCACCUGUCCAGCACAGUGCAGCUGUUUUUACCACAAACUCAGUGAUGGAGCCAAGGCUCGGAGUGUAUUGUGCAAUGAUCCUGAGCUCACCUCCAUCCCCACCAACUUCCCCUCAGACAUUUCAAAGCUUCGUAUUGAAAAGACUGACAUUACCCAAAUCUCCAGUGAGGCCUUUAUCUCCCUCAGAAAUCUCGAAUUCCUCUGGAUGUGCUUCAACUCUCUUUCUGGUCUCGAGGUAGACAGUUUCCGUGGCCUGAGAAUGCUCAAUGAGCUUCGUCUUGAGGGUAAUUUCAUCACCUCGUUCCCAUGGGAGAGUUUAACUGACAUGCCCAAACUCAGACUGCUGGAUUUGCACAACAACCAGAUCACCAGCAUCCCAGCUGAGGCAGCGGUCUACAUUAAAAACCUCACUUACCUCGAUUUGUCCACUAACAGUCUCACUACAGUGCCAUCUGAAGUGAUGCUGAUGUGGUUCUCAGCAAAACCAGCACAGGAGGCCAAGAACUCAAAGAUGAUUUUGGGCCUUCAUGAUAACCCAUGGCAGUGUGACUGUCGGUUGUUUGACCUGGUUCAGUUCCAGAAGUCUCCGUCCUCCACAUCAGCCUUCAUUGACACUCACCUGCGCUGUUCGGAGCCUGAGAGUUUUUCCGGCGUCCUCUUCUUGGAUGUGGAGAUACGGAGGUGCCAGGCACCACGGGUCCACACAGCCGUGGCUAAGGUUCGCAGUUCAGUAGGCAACAAUGUCCUGCUCCGCUGUGGCACUGUUGGAGUGCCGAUGCCUGAGCUCACCUGGUCCCGGGCUGAUGGAAAAGCUAUCAACGGUACAGUUCAUGAGGAGGUUUCAACUGAAGGCAUCAACUGGUCUAUCCUCAGCAUCCUCACAGCAUCAUCUCAUGACUCAGGCAAAUACGUCUGCACAGCAAAUAAUUUUGUGGGCAGUGCCAAUGCUGUCAUCUCUCUCGUUAUUUCAGAAACACAACAGGUCAAUGAGGCUGCUGUCAUGAAAACUGGCACCAAGAAGAAUGGAAGCUUUGGAAGAGCAGCAUAUCAAGAGAAACUCAUCGCAAGAUACAUCCCUCCAACCUCCACUUCUAGAGAUGUUCCCAUCAUUGGGCCUUUUAAUGCAUCAAAAUCCAUAGGAUCAUCCAAGAUUGAGAGCUACAGCACCUCUGAUGGAGUCUUGGAUGGCAAAACCUCAGUGAACAGCUUAGAAAUGGACAUGGACAAGAAUGUGUUGAGCAAUUUGGCAGCCAACGCUUCUUCCCUCCAGCAAGGUCCAGAGAAGAGGGUGGUACGUUCAGUCAAAGUCAUCGGCGACACCGAUCACACAGUGUUGAUUAACUGGCGAGCUCCAUCUGCGACCAACAACACAUGGUUUAGUGUUCUUUAUGCUGUAUUUGGUGAGAGAGACAUGAGACGCAUCAUUGUCGGUCCUGGGAAGCACCGGAUCACCAUCGAAGGCCUUGUUCCCAAAACCAAGUAUAUCGCCUGUGUAUGUGUGAAAGGUCUAAUCCCAAAGAAGGAGCAGUGUGUGAUCUUCUCAACUGAUGAGGCAGCAAGUGCGAGUGGUACUCAGAAGCUUAUCAACGUGGUGGUGAUCACGGUGGCUUGUGUCAUCGCGGUGCCUCUCACCUUGAUCGUUUGCUGCGGAGCUCUGAAAAGACGACUCCAGAAGCUCAUGGGAAGAAGAUUGAAAGACAAUCAGGACUCGUAUGUGACCUUUGAGACUCUCACACCAGGUGGCAAGGCGAAAGGGAUGGAAGGGGAGUACCUCACCCACCUCAACCAAGACGAGUCCAACCGCCUGCUCUCGGCUCGCUCCAGCGUCGAUUCCGAGGCUGUAAACAGAACUGAGGGACAUCCGAAUGAGUAUUACUGCUAA